This is a messenger RNA of Macroventuria anomochaeta, 291 nucleotides long. RefSeq lists its product as uncharacterized. Lineage: Eukaryota; Fungi; Ascomycota; Dothideomycetes; Pleosporales; Didymellaceae. The annotation marks the transcript as partial. The record is from RefSeq and is a predicted model, not a curated record. The transcript has a single exon.
AUGAUACCAUGCGAUAAGAUCCCGUGGACAGCGCUGGCUAAAAAACAUAAGGUUGUGCGCUCAACCCUGUCUCAAAAAUAUCGACACGAGACGCGAUCGCGUGAAGAGAAGGCGAUUGCACAACAAAAGCUCACUCCACAACAGGAGGACGAGCUUGUCAAGUAUAUAGAGGAGCUUACAGCUCGCCGUCUACCUCCUACAAGGGAAAUGAUAGCAAAUUUCACAUCGUCAAUAGCCACAGAGCCAGUCAGCGAGAGCUGGGUUACCCGCUUCAUCAACAACCACUCGAUC